Messenger RNA from Aspergillus saccharolyticus JOP 1030-1, 1997 nucleotides. RefSeq names its product anthranilate synthase TRP2 (gene trpE). The record is from RefSeq and is a predicted model, not a curated record. The coding region runs from base 280 to 1833 and encodes 517 amino acids. The transcript has 4 exons. Gene Ontology annotation, biological process: L-tryptophan biosynthetic process. Gene Ontology annotation, molecular function: anthranilate synthase activity. NCBI's taxonomy places the organism in Eukaryota, Fungi, Ascomycota, Eurotiomycetes, Eurotiales, Aspergillaceae.
GCCUUUUUUGUUACUGUGAUCCUCCGCAUCUCCUUCCCAGUGGUCCCAUUUCUUCAUUCCUUACUUCUUCUUUUCCAUUGUGCGCAUUUGUCUGUCUCUCCAAUUGGAAUUUCCCGGCCAUUGCAUGCCCGCGUUGCUCCGCCUUCCAGCAAACAUCUCCUCCAUCUCCGGGUUACUUCCGGGGCUGGUCUCUUUCCGAUUAUCCUUCCCGCUCGCAAACUUCCCCUCACCCUUCGCCCUGCUCCCUCCCUGCCCGCACAGCACAACUCAAUAAUAGAGAUGGUGCCGCCUAUCACGAUUGUGCCGUCUCUCGAGACUGCAGGCGAGGUUAUUGACUCCGUCCGAGACUCCAAGUUCGCUCCUAACCUCCUACCCUUGGUAACCUCCAUCUCCGCCGACCUUUUGACACCCACCCUAGCAUAUUUGAAGAUCGCAGAGAAAUCGAAAUUAUCGUUUCUCUAUGAGAGUGCUGCUACCACAGAGACUAUCGGGAGAUACAGUUUCGUUGGAGCCGAUCCCCGCAAAGUUCUCAAGACUGGCGCCGGUCAUGGCUCCGAGUGUGAUCCGUUGCCUAUCCUAGAGGAGGAGUUGUCGGGUUUUCGCGUUGCCACAGUACCCGGUUUGACUCUUCCUCCUCUGACCGGAGGUGCUAUCGGCUAUGUCGGUUAUGACUGUGUGCGGUAUUUCGAACCUAAGACGGCCCGCCCCAUGAAGGAUGUGCUGGGUAUUCCUGAAUCGCUGUUCAUGCUGUUCGACACUAUCGUCGCCUUCGAUCACUUCUUCCAAGUGGUCAAGGUUAUUACAUACAUUCCGAUUCCCACCAGCAAGACGGAGCUUGAGGCGGAAUAUCGCAAGGGCCAGGAGGCCCUCCAGCGCAUCGUUGCGACCCUACUACGCCCUGACUACCCACUCCCCCCCCAGGGUCCCAUUUUACAAAACCAGGAAUACACGUCGAACAUCGGACGCGAGGGCUACGAGCGUCAUGUUACCCGCCUCAAGGAGCACAUCUCCAAGGGUGACAUCUUCCAGACGGUACCCUCGCAGCGGUUGUCCCGCCCGACCUCCCUCCACCCCUUCAACCUCUUCCGACACCUGCGCACGGUCAACCCAUCACCAUACCUCUUCUACAUCGACUGUGAAGACUUCCAGCUGGUAGGUGCCAGUCCGGAAUUGCUGGUUAAGGAGGAGAAGGGCCGCAUCAUCACACACCCCAUCGCCGGUACCGUGAAGCGCGGCCGGACGCCCGAGGAAGAUGAGGCACUGGCCACCGAGUUGCGUAGCAGUCUGAAGGAUCGCGCGGAGCACGUGAUGCUGGUGGAUCUGGCCCGCAACGACGUGAAUCGAGUAUGCGACCCGACGACGACACAGGUGGAUCGGUUGAUGGUGGUGGAGCGGUUCUCGCACGUGCAGCAUCUGGUGUCGCAGGUGUCAGGGGUCCUGCGGCCGGAGAAGACGCGGUUUGAUGCGUUCCGGUCGAUCUUCCCCGCAGGAACGGUAUCUGGGGCGCCCAAGGUGCGAGCAAUGCAGCUGAUCGCCGAGUUGGAGGGGGAGAAGCGUGGUGUGUAUGCGGGCGCGGUGGGCUACUUCGGCUAUAACAUCGCCACUGCAGAGGGCACGGCGGAAGUCCCGGGCGCGAUGGACACGUGCAUUGCGCUGCGGACAAUGAUGGUCAAGGACGGAGUGGCCUAUUUGCAGGCGGGAGGAGGCAUUGUGUUCGACUCGGACCCGUACGAUGAAUACGUGGAGACGCUGAACAAGCUGGGGGCGAACAUCGCUUGCAUUAAGGGUGCGGAGGCCAAAUAUCUCAGCAUGGAGGCGGAGCCAAAAUCCUAGAAUUGCGCUGCUUCUUUAUCCUCUCAUGGUUUCUAGUCCUAGUCUCUGCCAUGUUCUUGUAUCUCCUCCCUUGCGCUUCAUCAGAUUACUAGAGGACCUCAGAUUUUGAGACGAACCGUGAAUAGUCGAUAGUUGGUAGCCAUGUAUUGUCCAUACUCCCAGUU